Messenger RNA from Salvia miltiorrhiza (redroot sage), 1763 nucleotides. Its product is annotated as IQ domain-containing protein IQM1-like. The transcript has 9 exons. Lineage: Eukaryota; Viridiplantae; Streptophyta; Magnoliopsida; Lamiales; Lamiaceae. Bases 348 to 1559 code for a protein of 403 amino acids. The record is from RefSeq and is a predicted model, not a curated record.
UUCCAUCAUUUUUUAAUUCUUUUUUAUUUUCUUUUUUUAAUUUAAAUAAAGCAUGAAUUUUGGGCCAUGCAUUUGCUGCCCACUGUGCAGAGUUGUUGGUUGUGUAGUAACUUCAUUUCCUGCAACAAACAAAUUUUUUGCAUAAAUAAAACAUUGUUAAAAGAAAUUUUUGCUUUACAUUCAUUCCUAAAGAGCAUUAAGAGAUAAUGUGGGAUGCUUGAUUGCAAGAUCAAUGAGCUUUUGGUGUUAGCAAAGAAGGUGAGGUGAUGAUGGUGUAAAAAACAAUCGGUUUCAAGAAUUUUGAUGCAAAUUCUGAGAGGCAGAAGCUAGAAAAUCAAGAAUUGGUGAUGAUCAAGAUGGAGAAUGAGAGGAGGAACUCUUGUGAUUUGGAUGGAGAUUGCUCUGUUUUGGCUUCAUCGAGAGGCGUGAGCGAGCUCGACGAGGCGGCGACGAAGGUGCAGAAGGUGUACAAGAGUUAUAGGACGAGGCGGAGCCUCGCGGAUUGCGCGGUGGUCGUGGAAGAGCUCUGGUGGAGAGCAUUGGAUGCUGCUGCGUUGAACCGGAGCUCGGUGUCGUUUUUCAACGACAACGGGCACGAAUCCGCCGCGUCGCGGUGGGACCGCGCAAAGAGAAGAGCUGCUAAGGUUGGGAAAGGUUUGGCUCAAGAUGAGAAGGCUCAGAAACUGGCUCUGCAUCAUUGGUUGGAAGCUAUCGACCCUAGGCAUCGUUAUGGACGUAACUUGCGUUUCUACUAUGAUGUGUGGUUCAAGAGGAAAAGUUGUCAACCUUUCUUUUAUUGGUUGGACAUAGGUGAUGGUAAGGAAGUGAAUCUUCCAAGUUGCCCUAGAGUUGAUCUUCAACAACAAUGCAUCCAAUAUCUUGGACCGAAAGAGAGGGAAACGUAUGAGGUGAUUAUUGAGGAAGGGAAGUUGGUGUUCAAGAGGAGUGGAAUGAUCUUGAAUACGGACGAGGACUCGAAAUGGAUUUUCGUGCUCAGCACGUACAGAUCUUUGUACAUUGGACAGAAGAGGAAAGGACAGUUUCAGCAUUCGAGUUUUUUGUCUGGUGGAGUGACGUCGUCAGCCGGUAGACUCGUUGCUCGUGAUGGCGUUCUUGAGGCGAUAUGGCCUUAUAGUGGGCAUUAUCUACCCACGGAAGGCAAUUUCAAGGAAUUCAUUGCUUUUCUCAAGGAAAAUCAUGUAGAUUUGUCCAAUGUCAAGAGAUGUUCAAUGGAUAAUGAUGAAUUGUCUUACAUUAAAACUAUUGAUGAAGGAUUCGAACCAAAAAUUACAUUAAAACUAUUGACUAAGACCCCAUCAUGUAAGUGGGCUAGUGGAGUUGGUGCUAGGAUUGGAUGUGUGAGAGACUAUCCAAUGGAUCUUCAAUCUCUAGCUCUUCAAAAGGUACAUCUAUCUUCAACACUUAAUCUCUCACAAUCCUACUCGAAGAGCGAUUGUCCGAUCCCGUCGCCACGGCCCGUCCCGACGGUUCGGGUCUCUCCAAGGUUAUCACGUCUGGUGAUUCCGAGUCCGAUGCUGUCUCCUGUUGUUUCCAAUUGAUUCUCUCAGUUUUUUUUUAGGGUUUAAUAGUGUUCCGUGUUUUCCGCAAUCCACGUUUUUCAUAAAAUAUCCUGAACUUUUUAACGAGAAGCUUUCGAGAUUGGCCUUACCUUGUGUGUGUGUGAAUUACCUAGAUUAGGUUUGUCCAUAUUGUUUCUUUGCUUCUUUUUGUUCAUGCGAUAAGAUUGGUUCUUGGUUUUUCAA